UGCUUUACCUCAGCCCCUCGGCUGUCAGCCAGUCAACGAGCCAGUCAGCACAUUUGAAAUCGUUCUUGCCAACCGAUCGACACCGAGCCUUCAGCGUUCAGCGGUUCAGCUGCUUUCAGUUGUGUUUCGACCGUCGUGUUGUUUGGAUGUUUUGCUAUUCCUUCGUGAAUAGCGUUCGAUAAGUUAAUAUAAUUCGUGAGUGAAGCAUGCUUUUUGAAAAUCCUCCUCUUGCUCCCAAAUUGUUCCCUUACUCAGUGCCACCACCGUUGGUUUUGGCACCGCCGUCUGCCGGAGGCACUUCGAUGACAGAUAGCAAUGGGCUUUUAGAUCCCGAUUUGCCCCACACUUUAGUGCCAGUUAAUGGAAAUCAUUCCAAUUCAUCUGGGAGAAGUACUCCCAAUAAUAGCAACGAUCCAGCACCAGGAAAGCUCUUCGUAGGAGGACUGAGUUGGCAGACAUCAUGUGAAAAAUUGCGAGAAUAUUUUGGAAUGUUUGGAAACGUAACAGAUGUUUUGAUUAUGAAAGAUCCUAUUACUCAGAGAAGCAGAGGAUUUGGUUUCAUAACGUUCUCUGAACCGUCUAGUGUAGAAAACGUAUUAAAAGUCCCUAUUCACACUUUGGAUGGUAAAAAGAUCGAUCCCAAACAUGCAACGCCUAAAAAUCGCCCAAAACAGCCCAACAAAACCAAGAAAAUUUUUGUAGGGGGUGUCAGUCAAGAUACAUCGGCCGACGAAGUGAAAGCUUAUUUCAGUCAAUUUGGGAAAGUAGAAGAGACCGUUAUGCUAAUGGAUCAACAGACCAAAAGGCACCGUGGUUUUGGUUUUGUUACAUUUGAAAACGAAGACGUGGUCGAUCGCGUGUGCGACAUCCACUUCCACACCAUAAAAAAUAAAAAAGUAGAAUGCAAAAAAGCUCAACCAAAAGAAGCAGUACAAGCCAAUGCUCAAUUAUUAGGUAAACGUUUGAUGAUCGGGGGUCUAGGCAUGCGCAUGGCCGCACCAGGAGCCGGUCCCAUUGCGGCUGCUAACCCACUCGCAAUGGUCCAAGCGCAGGCUCAGGUUCAGGCCGCAGCCGCGGCAGCUGCGGCCGCUCAAGCUCAAACAGCGGCAGUAGCCAACUAUGGUAAAUUAUUCGGGGCAUAUCCGCCUCUAGCCAGUUAUCGUUACACUCCGUAUCCGAUAUCUGCCGUUACUGCAGGAGUAACAGCUGCGGCCGCAGGCGGUACGACCGCGCCCGCGCCUGCUGCAGCCGCACCGGCUAUAGCUGCUGCUCAGGUGACACCCAGUCCUUACCAGGGCUACAAUUUGACCAAUGUUGACAUGUCGAGCUUCCAAGGAGUCGAUUGGGGAUCGAUGUAUGGAAUGGGCAUGUAUGUGUGAGAGAUACGAAAGUUGUUCUGCCCCUGGCGACGACGCCUUGUGCCUACUAAAUUGACUGUAUUUUUGAGGUUAAAAUUUAGAUUACUACACGUUACGAUGAUGAUGAUAACGACGACUUUAUUAUUAAUUGGAGGAAUCAGUGUUGAUGAUGUACCGACAACGUCGUUCCUGUCAGAAAUGGUGAUGAUAAGCUUCUGUUCGUUUAGCAUUUAGCAAUAACUCGCAAUAAACAGUAUUACUCACGUUCUAUUAAUUAAACGAAUGCUCUUGUUCUCUAUCGAUAAUAUACAUUUCAAAUAAAUUAUUUGCAAUAAUUUAUUAUUGUACUCCUAGAUAUUACGAGUCAGUAUUUUUCGGAAGCGGAAUGUGAUUAUUGGUUUAGACUUAAUUUUCAUUAUUUAAUUAAUUAAAUGUAAAACUAUUUCAGUGAUGUACUUAAAAGACUUGUACUUAAUGUUUAAGCCUAGUAUUGUUAAUACUGGUUUAUUCUUAUUAUUAUUAUUAUUAUUAACAUAUUUAGGUAUCGUCUUAUGCUUAGUUCAAUCAACUUUUUGACGAAUGUCGAAUACCUACCGUGCAUUCACGUAAUAUUUGAAAAGCACCUUAACUGAUUUCUAAUGUUCGCUUCCAUAAUUUUGUAGUUAUAAAGGAAACUCGUUUGUCGCAAAAUUAUUGACAAUUUUAUUAUUUUCUUUAUAUUUUUCAGGUAUUCGUUAAAUGUUUAAGUUAUAAUUAAUUGAUUAUUACUUAUCUGAUCAACAGAUCUUAACAUACAUUCGUCAAGAAGUGGACUGGUCCUAUAGUUUUAAUCGCUACUUUUUGUUAGGAUCUCAUUUGCAGCUAGUUUAAGGUCUUUCUACUAUUUAUUAAACGCAGGAGCGCCACAGCUUGCCAAGACAACACAUUAACCGACAGAUUUGACAAUUAUGUACGAGAGAGAGAGAAAGAGAGAUCUAGUCGAGUGAUCUUUUGUUUUUUUCCAUCUGUAACACCUUAGGUGUAGAGUGCUUUCUACAUUCCAUAGAAUAAUGAUAAAAUGUGUCGAUAUCUAACCACUGUUUUGAGGACCAAUCUUACGGUGAAAAUGAAUAGUUGCUGACUUAUUUUGCUGUCUUGACUAUUUUUUGACCCUUCUGCUUAUAAAAUAGACUUUUUAGUUGUUAGAUUUAGUUCGUUUGUUUUUCUCAGUACUCUGUUGUACACGCUGCUGUUUGGCUGAACUUUAAAUCCGCAGUUUACCAAACACUACUGUUGACUAUUGUUCCUGUUUUGCAGCUCUUUUUAAACGAUAAAUGAAAAUUAUUGUUCAGAACUGUAAUUUCUAGGGCCCAGUCGUCGUGUCUCUUGUGAUAAUUUAUAGAGAUACCGACUAGCUAAUGACCAGACAUCGAAUAUAAAAUCCAAAGUAAAAAAAGCCAGCUAUUAAUUUCUCAUGUAAACUGUUCUCAUGCUUUUGUUUUCUACGGUUGGUGAUUAUAUCUACAUAAAUAAUAAAGUCAGUAAGUUUGAAUUCAUUUUUUUGGUCUGGUUAUGGUAUAUUUGAAAAUAUUUUCAAAAUUUAAAGGACAAGUAAUGACCGAGUAAGUGGAAAGAGCCUUUCGUAAAUAAUUGGUAAGUUUAAUUUAUUGUCUUGUUGAAAAAGAAUAUUAGUUUUCAUUUUUUUUUAUUUCAUACUUUCAGAAUAAAAUCGAUCUUUCAAAAUACACCGAAACGUAAUUAUGACAGUUAAGCAUGCUCACACAUUUCAGUUAUUCUGAAGUUACUAUAGAAAAUAGUGGACUUUUUUGUCUGUUUUGAACUUUAUAAAUUUUUAAUCACGUUUUUAGUUUCUUUGUUUUGAUCACAAUAACUAAACAGUUACUAUAUGUAAUUAAUAACCAAUCUAUUAAUUACUACAGUUGCCUUUCAGUUAUUUUUGAAUAUACAUGAACAUUAAAACAAUACAGUUGAACACAAUUCGAUUUGUAUGUUUCGUUGUGCCAAACAAUGUGUUUGAAAGAUGUCUGGUCUGUAAUACUUUCUCUUAUUCUUGCCCAUCGACAGCAAUAACAAAACGUGACAUAAUAUUCGUCUAUUUUUGUAUAUUUCGUCAUGUUAAUACUGACGUGAUGGAUUCGAGAGAAAGAGACGCAAAGUGUUGUCCUUAUGACGAAACACAUCACGUAUGUCUGUCUGUAUGUUGUAUACAUGUUGUAAAUAGCCAACCAAAAGAUGGCUGUUAGCUAGAGAGUAGAGAGUUAAGAUGAUGACGGCUACAUAUUAAGUAGACAUCCGUGUUUUAGCUGUUCACUGUAUGUAUUAACUCAGAAUCUAGUUAACAUAAGACUCUUUAAACGAUAGUUCUAGUUUCUACUGUUCGUAGUUAGUAAGUAUGUAUUUGUUCGUAGUGUAGAUGAGGCACUGUAGUAGAGAGCUGUUUUGAAUAAAGUAGUAGAAUAUGUAGA
This is a messenger RNA of Agrilus planipennis (emerald ash borer), 3823 nucleotides long. Its product is annotated as RNA-binding protein Musashi homolog 2-like. The coding region runs from base 207 to 1379 and encodes 390 amino acids. The record is from RefSeq and is a predicted model, not a curated record. NCBI's taxonomy places the organism in Eukaryota, Metazoa, Arthropoda, Insecta, Coleoptera, Buprestidae. The transcript is spliced from 3 exons. Gene Ontology annotation, cellular component: cytoplasm. Gene Ontology annotation, molecular function: RNA binding.